AAACACGCUCCCCACCAACUCGACGCGCCUGAGCGCCAGCAAUUCUUGUGAGAAAAACCAACCCUCCGCCAUCAUCCGCUAGCCAACACCGCGCUCCCUUCCACUCCUACCCACGCCCCCCUUCCCAGCAGGCAUGGUCGCAUCCUAUUGAAUUUCUCCCAUGUCCCCAUCCAGAUUGCCCCUUAUGGACACUCCCGAUAAUAACGCGACCUCCUCUCCUGCUCCCGACAGUGCGCGACGAAGAUCGGGACGCGUUGUGAGGGCCCCUCAGAAGUUCUCCCCCGACCUCCCCUCGGCCCAGAACGAGCAUGCAUCGUCCAAGCGCAAGAGAGGCCCCGACCGCGGCGAGGAAGACGCCGAGAACGAGUCCCCCGCUGAGGACGGCGAAGAUGACGACGAGCUCAGCGACCCGGAAGAUGACGACGACCACGUCGAUGACGAGCCCGCCCCCAGAUCCAAGAAGUCCAAAUCCAAGCAGAGACCCCGGCCGAAGAAGCCGGCAGUCAAGCGCGCAAGGGUCAACGGCAGCGCGCCCGCAGAGCCUGCAUCGGCUUCCCAUGCGCCCGCCGUCAAGCUUCCGAAUCGGCCCAAGAAGACCGUCAGAGUGGCCAUCGUCAAUUCCGACAGAGACGGCCUCUACGCCGAGGUCUUUGGUUCCGGCAAUUCUUCCGAUGAUGUUGCCGCGCAUUGGUUCCAGAGCUACCAGCAGGAUGACGCCAAAGCGUUGACCGACGUGAUCAACUGCGUCUUGCUUGCGGCCGGUUGCGAUCAACAACUGACCGAGGAUGAUAUCCGAGACCCUGACAAUUCCGCGAACCGACUGUCGGAACUCGAGGAUGCUUAUCAGCAGACUAAUAUUUCAGACUAUCCUCUUAUCUCGAGGGCGAAGAGUAGCAGGAACUUCCGUGACCUCCUCGUGGGGUUCUUCGACUCUCUCGUCAGUCUGCUGCACCAGACCGAGGUCCUCUACAGCGACGAAGAUCUGUUGGACAAUAUCCAACGAUGGGUCGGCAUCAUGUCUUCCUCCGCUCUACGCCCGUUUCGGCAUACGGCAACGACCGUCGGACUAGCCAUACUUACUGGGCUAAUUGAAGUCACGAAGCAGCUUGACGACCGAAUCACAAAAUCCAAUCAGUCUUUGCAGGCCGAGUCUAACCGUCGGGGCAAAAACAAGAACCUGGUCGAGAAUACGAAGAAAGCCCUCGAUGUUGCGAACCGCAGCCGUGAGUUCACCGAUACUAAAGUCAAGGACUUUUUCGACAUUGUCUUCGUCCAUCGCUACCGGGAUAUCGACCCUAAGAUACGCGCCGAAUGUAUCGAAGCCCUAGGGACCUGGGUUUGCACCCUCCCGACGGUGUACAUGUCUCCGGAAUACCUGCGAUACCUCGGGUGGCUACUGUCGGAUGUCUCUGUAUCUACGCGAUUAGAAGUUCUGAAACAGCUGGCGAGAGUUCUAAAGCGGGAUGCAGAGAAGUUGGCACACUUCAUCGACCGGUUCCGACCCCGUCUUGUUGAGAUGGCGACUAGGGACUCUGAUAUCAACGUGCGCGUUGCAGCAAUUGGGGUAGUAGAUAUAUUACGCGCCUCCGGCAUGCUCGAACCCGAAGAAGUGGACUCUGUCAGUAAACUCCUCUUCGACACCGAGGUCAGGAUUCGGAAGGCGGUUGCUGGUUUCUUCUCGGCUCUCGUCGAGGAGCUCAUCGAGAAUAAAGUAGACGAGAUUGGCGGCAGCGAUGCCCUGGAAGAGGUUUUCGGUGAGGAGGACGAAGACGAGUACGACUCGCUCCGUAAGGACUGGAUCAAUAUCAAAGCUCUCGCCGAGAAUCUCGCCGUUUAUGACGCCCAGCUGGAUGAGGAGCAGGAGGAGAUCCGACAUGGGCUAGAUGUUGCCGCGGACGUGAUCAAUGCCACCGUGCCAGACUCGCGGAUUGCGCUAGCGACUCAAGUGCUCUACGAGAGAAUACCGCAAGUGAAUAACUGGCAAAUCAUUGCGGGCUAUCUAUUGUUCGACCACUCGACCAGUUCCAAAUCUAGACACAGUUUGAAGACGAACUCGAUCGAGGCAGCCACCAAAAAGGCCGUCGCCCCUGAGCCACGGGAGGAAGCGAUUCUACUGGAUGUUCUCUCCGCCGCUGUGAAGGAGAGCCUUUCGCCAUCAACCGAGCACGAUAAACAUAGGAAAAAGGCGGGAAAGCCCGAUUCGGAUGCGCAAGAUGACGCCGGUCUCAAGCUAGCCGCUCUCAUCCCUCUCCUCCUGAACAAGUUUGGAUCGGACCCUGCCAUGGCCGCCACCGUGCUCCGACUAGAGCACUUCCUAGAUCUAGAGGUGUUCCAACAGCUGCGCCAGAAUUCGGCCACAUACGAGAAGCUUCUCGACGAAGUCACGACUCAAUUUAACCGCCAUGUCGACCAGGCUCUCCUCAAUGAGGCGACCCGCGCAUUCAUCCACGCUAGGCAAUACGAAGAACUCGAAGAAUUGACUGAUAACAAACUGGCGGUGCUAUGGGAUAAUUCGGUCAACUCAUUGCGAAGCAUCGACAAAAUCUGCGAACUGUCGGCCCGAGGCAACCUUGACCGCACAGCGCUCGCUGAACUUUCCAAUACCCUAAUGAAGAUCAGCAAGCUAGUUACUAUUUCUGAUUGCAUAGAUGUCUUGGGGACGCCGGGCACGUCGAUAGACUCGGACCAGCCGGCUAUCAAGAUUCUCGUCGGAAUCGUACAUCGCGGCCUUUUAAAGGAGCCAAACGAGGAUCUCGAUGAUCCAGAGGACGAGAUCGUUGGUUUUGCUAUAAAGGCCUCGCAAUUCUAUUUUAUGUGGCAAAUUCGAAGAUUACAGAGUAUUAUCGACAGCGGUGCAGAUAUACCCGAUGCCGUUGCGGACGAGCUCGCCGUCUUGCGCAAAGACCUGGUUACGAAUCUUAUCCAAACCUUCUCCUCGCGAGGCUUCAACGACGACCUUCGCCUCCUAGCUGUUGGCGCCGCCUGCGAUCUUUCUGCACUUUUUGUCUUCCUCCGGCCUAUAGUCCAAGGUCCAGAUGCCUCCAAAUACGGAAAACUGCGCUCCCUCCUCGAAGAAAUGCCGACAGCCUUGAUUUCCCAGGAGAUCAUCCCCAUAUUUGAUUCUGCAGAGCACGCGUAUGCGAAGCGCGCCAAGAAACAACUUAACGAGCCGGCAGACGACGAGGAUCCCUUGGAUGACGAGGCGCCCCCGGAGGACGACGAGGACGAUGAGCUCACGGAGCGGGAGCGCUUCGCCGCCGAGUUAAAGGCCGAGAAGAUUCUAUGCGAGCUCACGGGCAAGCUCGUUCUUGCCAUCUUAGCCAAGACCAUCGACCACACCGGGCCGGACGCCGGCAAGCUUCGCAAGCGGCUCACCCGCAACAAGGCUAAGCUCGGGAACAACUACCGGGACGUGGUCGUGUACCUAGACGAGGAUCACCUCCGCGAGCUCCGCGCUGGCAAGAAGAAGUCGGCGGCGAAGGCCGGUAAGGGCAAGGAAGCUGCGAAGAGGCCGGCCCUCAGCGCGGAGCUAGUCAUCGAGGACGGGGACGACGACGAGGGAGAUGAAGAAGCCCCGCCGCCAGCGGAGGAUCCGUUCGAGGAGGCGGAGCCCGAGGAGGGCACCGUCGAGGAUCUGAGACGCCGCGAGCUUCUCGAGGACCCGGUGGAGGACGAGGACGAGGCGGAGGAGAACGGCGACGGCGGCGAACCGAAGAAGCCAGGGGCAGGAGACGGCCGCGAACACGACGACGAUGACGACGACGUUAUCGGGGAUUAAUGAGCGCGCGAGCGAACGAGACCCUAUAGUGUAGAACAGAGCAGAGCAGGUGUAGAGCAGAGGCAGAGCAAAUCACGAGGGGAUAGGAGGGGGGGGGAAGACGACGGGGAGGGGAUGUAGGCUCACGAGGUUUUUGGUUCCAUUGCUGUCCUUCUCCAUGUGUACCUAGUACGUAUUAUUCUACUGCUGAGCAUCGAUUGCGACCCAAAGGGAGAGAGGGGGGAGGAGAAAGGAGAGCUAGGACGAGGCUGAGAAGGGGGGGGGGGGGG
Molecule: messenger RNA, 4047 nt
Organism: Durotheca rogersii
Lineage: Eukaryota; Fungi; Ascomycota; Sordariomycetes; Xylariales; Xylariaceae
Product: STAG-domain-containing protein
Exons: 3
Coding region: 161-3778 (1205 amino acids)
Biological process (GO): sister chromatid cohesion
Cellular component (GO): chromatin; nucleus; cohesin complex
Molecular function (GO): chromatin binding
Source: RefSeq, a predicted model, not a curated record